UGCAGCCACGAACACACCCACACCGACACCUCCAAAGCAGAAAAGAAGCUGCUCGUGAGCGCGCGCGCCCGCUGAGGUGAGCGGAGAUGACAGAAACACGCGCGUACGUGGAGUCUUCCGGAUCAUGAGAGACCCAAGAGAAAAUCUCCGGUUGGAUCGGGAGUGCGAGCACACUGAAGAAGAGGAGAGCGGGAGCAGACGGCGGCUGUUGACAUGGCGAGGAUGUCGGGUCGCCUCUCAGGGCAGCGCAGCAGGACCUCCCUCAGCCUGGCCGGGCUCAUGGCAUGUCUGGCUGCCUUGCUCGUCAGCACUGGGGUGAUUUACCUGUAUGUGGACUCCCUGCAAGGUGCUGCUGAGCAGGCCGGUUACCCCCAGACCUCCUGCAGACCCGGACACUUUAAAAUCUCCAACAUGAAGAGCUGCGCGGCCUGGCUGCAGUGUGCGCAGGUGCGAGCAGACGUGCGGCCGCUCAAGCUGAUCGGUCAAGGAGCCGUGAAGAAGGUGUAUCUAGCAGAGUGGAGUGGCCAAAAGGUGGCGCUGUGCAGACUGGCCUCCCAGGAUUACUUGGAGGACUUCCUGCAUGGACUGGGCAUGCUCCAGGCCUUGCAGGAUACGGCAGUGGUGCAGCUGGUGGGCCUUUGUGCAGAGGACCACAGCUUUGUGACGGAGUACCACCCUCAUGGUUCUCUCCUGAACCUGGAGGGGGUUUUCGCUCAGGAGCAGCAUCAGUUUCAUGACACGUGGCAGAUCCGUCUGAGGCUGGCUCUGGAUUACGUGUCCAUCCUGCACUUCCUCCAUAACAGCCCCGCGGGCCGGCGGGUCAUGUGCGACUCCAACAGCCUGGAGAAAACGCUCUCUCAGUUUCUGCUGACCAGCGACUUCCGGCUGGUGGUCAACGACCUGGACGCGCUGCCCAAGGUGGAUGUGGGCGGAGGCCUGCUGGUGAAGUGCGGACACCAGGAGCUCACCGGAGACUUUGUGGCUCCAGAGCAGCUCUGGCCUUUCGGCAACAAGCCGUUUUCAGAUGACCUCAUGCCCGGAUACGACGAGAAGACGGACAUCUGGAAAGUUCCGGACGUGACCCGCUUCAUCAUGGGAGGGGUCCGAGGAGGAGAUCUGGUCCACUUCCACCUCUUUCAGGUCCACAAUGAGUGCAAGAGGGAGGAGCCCAAACUUCGGCCCUCAGCCCUCGAUGUGUUGAGGGUGUACAGGUCUGUGUACAGCAUCAUGGUGCGAGACGCUUUGAAGUCCAGAGACGCGCUCUGAGACGGACACCAGCUCAGACCCGGAACACGAGGAACAGCAAGAGGCAGUUCUCGCUACCUCCUUAAGUUUGCUCUUCAAAUCUUUUCCGACGGAGAAAUCGUGGCGUUUGCUGGUAUGACACAGACUUCUCCUGACUUUGAAGUUGGAAAGUUGUAUUUGUAAAUGUGGAUCAAGCUCCUCUUGAAGAAGUUGGUCCUCAUCUGUUUGUGAGCCCGUUCAGAUGAUUUCUUGAGGUGUCCGAUUUUUCUGGCGACCACCAUGCCGACGGAAUAAUCCGGCGUCUUUCAUCCAAUAAGGGAUCGGAUUACCACGUGUGUCCACGUGUCUUUGUUUUUUUAUCGGUUUCACAUCAGCACACGUGUAAACCAAAUGCAGGAAACGGCGAUGUUGCGUUUCCAUGGCGACUGCUGUUUGGUCUUCGUGAUGCUGCAGAUAUUUUAGUUUAGUUCACUGAGGUCAGAGACACUGAAGUUUUGAAAGUAACAGGAAGUUGAAACUUGCAUCAUUACAACAAUCUGCCAAACAAAUCAGAAAAUGGACUAAAACACCUGGACUAGUAUUCUCCAACUAUCAUGUUUCCAGAGUCAUUUCUGAUUAUCAUUUGAUUACUUUCUGAUCAUUAUUUGAUUACUUUCUGAAAACUCCCAGUUAUCUGAUUUUUGUGGGCAUGUAAAUGGGCUCAAUGGAAGAACCCUAAAUGAUUUUAAAUUGAUGAAUGCAGUAAAUAAAGUCUGAAAAAAACAGA
Messenger RNA from Oryzias melastigma (Indian medaka), 2011 nucleotides. RefSeq names its product protein O-mannose kinase (gene pomk). Gene Ontology annotation, molecular function: protein kinase activity; ATP binding; carbohydrate kinase activity. The record is from RefSeq and is a predicted model, not a curated record. The coding region runs from base 214 to 1266 and encodes 350 amino acids. Gene Ontology annotation, biological process: protein O-linked glycosylation; carbohydrate phosphorylation; protein phosphorylation. Gene Ontology annotation, cellular component: endoplasmic reticulum membrane. The transcript is spliced from 3 exons. Lineage: Eukaryota; Metazoa; Chordata; Actinopteri; Beloniformes; Adrianichthyidae.